GCUUUUAGUGCCCUGGCCGAAUCAUCCGGGCGUCCCAACUAUUUGAGCCACAGCUGUGAAAGUUGCGGGGGCCAAACUCAGGGACGCCGGGCGGUCAUCUCCAAAGACUCCGGCCGGCUUGUUGAACUUAACUGAGUCAGCUGGGGCGUUUAGGCUUCUUCAACGCGACUCGAGUACUGAGACCACAAUGCGACGUCACUGUCUGUGCCCCACGCUUCGAGUGCCCGAGCGUUGGUAAACAACCAAAACACGAGGCCAGCGCUUUAACCAUGUCCUAUGACUACCUGCGUUUCUUUUGUACCAUGCAUUGUUUAUGACACGCCUCCAACUAAUGUCGACACCGAGUCAUCAUGAACCAUUCCCAGCUUGCCGAUCUCCUCGCUAAGACGAUGCCUCACAAUCCUUCCUCCGGCUUCUCCAAUCGGACUGCGCAUGAGACAGCUACCCUGUCACCCCGACAGAAGUUUCAGUCACACGUCCGCACCUUGAGCGAUGAUGGUUCUCUCGCUUCUCGAGACACGCCAUCUCCACGAAGAUCACCUGAACAACUGCAACCUGUUUCAACCUUGCGCGUCAAGAAGAGUGAAAGUCCUCCUCCACGACAUCCUGCCCGACCAAGUCCGGUUCACAGACACACAGACUCAAACCUCAGCACGAUUCGUUUCGAGCCUGACUUCGUGGUAGAAGAGCGGGAAGCCUGGGCAAAGCCGUCACCGCUUAGAAUACGGAAACGACCGUCCAACGAUAUCUACCUUCUUCAACCUCCCGAAGAAAACUCUCCAGUGCGUCAACCUAGCAAGCAGAAACUGAAGCAAUUUGGUCCUCUGCCAGAUACGGUAGACAGUGAUGGAAGACCCAAGACCCGCCAUGGAUCUGACCCGAGUCGGUCGAGUCUCACACUUGAUAAUCUUAAUGAUAAUGGAGAAGAAGAGCAGAGGAAGAAGAACUCAAGGUUUGCUGAGGGCAGCAUGAACAAUAGGUCUACUGGGGUAUCCUCAACGUGGCAUGAACAUGGUUCGAUUCUCUCCGGUACUGAAUCUGACAAUGAGUCCACUCCGAGACCAUCUCCACAACGUUCUUCGAUCGACAUUGACGAAUUCAAACCACCGACUGUCACUCCCGGUACCUUGAAACAACGCCUGUUCAAGAUCGGAACCGCAUUCAAACCACACGAAAAGGCCACCAAAGCUGAUGCAGCGCCACCCAACGAGAAGAAAAAGAGGGGCUUACGCAAGAGUAUCUCCAUGUGGAAUAUAGGUCACAAAGGUGAUAAGGUGAAAACCCGUGGGCCUUCGACGGACGACCAGACACUAAAAGCGCCGAUGCCAACCGAAACAGCUGUGCAUGACCCGAACGUAGAAGUGCUCAACGAGCGGAAGAGACGAGCUGAAGAAGCGUACGCCGUACAAUUCGGCACUAAGAGGAGGAAGUCCACCGGAGGUCAAGUAGUAUUGCCGGAUCUCGCAGCUACGGCACCAGCCCCAACCGACAUUCCACCCCUACCGGUGCACCGGUCGUUGAGCAAAACACCCACAGGUGCUCGACGAGUACGGAGGCCUUCUGCAGUCUAUAUCAACACCGACUCUGAAGUGUCUGAUAGCCACAGCGACAUCGACCACCAGAAGCGCCCGAGCCUGCGUGAAUUGGAGAAGGAGAACCAACAACUCAGAGCAAUGUUGAAACAACAGCAAAACCAAUCGCAACCACGACCGAGUGAUGCUCUUGUCACUCGAACAGUCUCAACUUCCGCAUCUGCACAUCAGCUGGCUAACUCGGAGAAAACGCAAGAUGCCACUUCUCGCAAAACAUCCGGCACCAGAAACUUUUCGAAACCAGUUGUGAAAGACGUUCCACCUCUCCCUUUGGUACCCGAUCGAGUCGCUCUCAGGACUUUAAGCAACACAAGAAAUCAGCCCAAGAACAAUAACAGCAACAAUGUGCAGAAACCCAGCACCACAAUUACCGUCGAACCUAAUAAUGACGAUGCCCCCAUUGCUCUGGAUGUCAAGAAGCGACCUCGAGCACCAAGCGCAGGUGCUGCAGGUUUCCUUCGACCAGUCUCGAUGAUCCUGGAGGAAGAUGAAGACGCCGGGGAGAACAAAACGCCUACUCCCAGUCCGAGGCGAAGAAUGCUGGAACCGAGCUCCAUAGAGAAAAGAAAGGUCCGAGAUCAAGUUGCAGUGCAGAUGAAGGGCAUUAGAAGGGAGCAGUGGGAAUGGCCAGACGAUGUGUUUUGAACCGUUAGAUGUUGGGCAUCAUGAAGAGAUGAAUAACGAGGGUGACGAGUGAAGAUUGAAGAUUGGGGACGUGAAAGCCUGACGGAGCACCAAGGGUGUAUGGAUGUGGAUGGUUCAAGGUGCAUCGCCAGUGUGGGACAGCAUGGCAUACUCUUGUAGCGGGUACACACGCGGUACCAGUCCCGCCACAGCAACAAAAAUCAGUACAGAAAGAGGCUACACAGCUUCCUCACAUGAACAAAGAGACCGUAUUGGAUUUUGCAGACCAACAGAACGGAGCAACAGGGGUGGCCAAAGGAACAAUUGUUUUGGUUUUUCGUGGUUUUGUUUGUGCAGGAAACGAGGACAUGACAUAGCGUCCUGUCAAUAGCUUUGAAUACUUUUGUAGCGAGGUGCUUUCUUUUGAGCUGAGUUUGAAUGAAUAUUGCAGCCAU
Messenger RNA from Exophiala viscosa, 2671 nucleotides. RefSeq lists its product as uncharacterized. Lineage: Eukaryota; Fungi; Ascomycota; Eurotiomycetes; Chaetothyriales; Herpotrichiellaceae. The record is from RefSeq and is a predicted model, not a curated record. Bases 351 to 2237 code for a protein of 628 amino acids. The transcript is spliced from 2 exons.